AUGGACACGACCGCCUUCGAGGACACUCCGCCCGACAUAGGCAAGGAGCUGAACCUCCAUGACCUUCUCGCUCGCCCUGACGACGACAUCAACCUGCCCAUCUCCGCCGCACUCGCUGCUGUUCGUCUGUUGGCCUAUUUGGGCCUUGCUGUCGCUGCCUUGUGUGUGCUCAUUGUCGCCUACUGCUUCACGCUGACUUGGCUGGCUCUCCUGUGGCUCCAGACCCAUUUGCUGGUCUUUCACACCCAACUGCUGCGACUGACGAUCGAUACACCGCUGCCUGCACUGCAGCUCCGCCGUACCGAGGAAGCGAAGAACGAUGCGCCCGUCACUGACGGACCCUCGACUGAGCCAUCGGCCACCGAGACAUCCUCGCGGCCCCUUGCCGAAGAGGUUGUCACUGAGAAGGCAACAGAGCCUUUCAACGACCAGACUGAAGUAGAAGCAAGCGACGAGCAGACUCCCGUGAGCCAGUCCCCAGCGACGGACACCACGGUCGCUCCAGUGGUGGCACCUCGUGCCAACCCAUUCAAGGUCGCCGCCGCUCAACUCGACGAAGCACGCAACUUCUCGAGAUCGGUCAAGACAGGCACCAAGAGAGAGCGAGGCUUGCGCCAGCAGAGCCUUGCUAUCCAGUCCAACCAGGUGAAGCAGCCUACGGGCACGCCUGUCUCCGCUGUCACGACGCCUUCCCAGCUCACCAAUGUCACGAACGGUAGCUCUCCGCCAGUCGAUUUCGUGCCUCCACACAAGCGGAAGACCAUGGAAGCCGAGGCGAGGAGAGCAGCAGCUGCUGCUGCUAAGACCUUGGUUGAUCGCGGCACACCGAAAAUGGACAUCGACAACGUCGGUAUUGCUGUUGAGAAUGAUCUGGACGAUGCCAAAGACCAGACUGAGGAAACUUCUGUUGAGCCGUCGAAUGUCAAAAGCACCCUGAUCGCAAAUGACCUCUCCAAGCGCCCGCAGACUGGCGAGGAGAUCAUCACGCCGGACUGCUCAUACACAGUAUGCAACGAUACGAAUCGCCAAUACGACCACGAUGCCCCACAUACGAUCCAGCCCCUGCCGUACGACCACAGGGCCGCAAUGGUUAGCCCGAUGGAAGAGAUCUUUCAAUCUGCCCGCCGCCAGCGGUACCCGAACGCAGCCGUCUACACCGCCGACCCAUGGCAACCGCAAGGCCGUGAAGGUCUACUGAUUGAGAUUGGUCCGCCAUUCAUUCACAUCGACGACACGGCUCAGCACGAUUCGCAAGAGUUCAGCUCCUUCAAAGGCAAGCAAACCGUGGCUCGCAACUAUGCACCCAAUGAGGACACACCGCGCGCGCUCUCUGCGUUUCCUGACGAGCUUUCUUCAACAACACCAACCAUAGAAGACAAAGCUACAGACGAUGGAGAGUGUGAUCACUGGGGUGUGCUGCCGAGGCCAACCAGCACUGUCGUCAACCGUACGCCACCUGGCCUUGGACCAGCUGUUCAUGAUCGUCAGACCUCAUUUGACGCUCUCCUCCUUGGCCCAACACCUCACCUGAAGCAGCCCACAGACGAGAACGACAACGAGAGUCCAGUCACCGAGAUUUGGAGCCCACAAUCGGACUCCACCGCUUCCAAAGCUGAUUCGCCUCACCUUUAUCACGACGAUGCCAUCUCUGGAACACAGUCUGAUGAUGCGUCUUCAUCUGGCUCCUCUGAUGAGGACGCGGGCGAGGGGUCUUCCUCGGGCUCCUCUGAGGGUGAGAUGGGGAACGGAUCUUCCUCUGGGUCGCCUGACGAGGGUGCGUCGGACGAGGCUGCCGCUGGCUCUUCGGAUGAGGAGGAUCAAGGCGACCUACUUGAUCUUUCGUCCAAUUCUUCUGAAGUCCAAGAUCAGCACGAUCUGGGUGAAUAUGAGCCGCACAGCAGUCAGACUCUGACAAUCCAGUCAGCCGCUGCAUCUAGCGAUGACAUCAGACAGCAAGCCAGUGGAGAACGGGAGACAGAGAGUGGCAAUAUCACGGAGCUGAACAAAAAGGCCGCUGCGAAAGUGAGACGUGAAGCACGUCAACUGCUGAAGCGCAAGUGGGUUGAGCGUGACAUUCUCCGAGUGAACCUCAUUAGCACUUCCUCGAUCGAGAACAUACGGCGACUGGAGACUGCCACUGCCGCCUACCUGGAUCAGCGCACUGUGCUAGCCGGCCUCAUGCCUACCGGUACUCUCAACGAGCUGGACAAGGAGUGGUUUCCUGUCUUCCCGUCUAUCGAUCUCAUGCGUCCAGCGGUCACCCCAGACGGCGCGCAGCAAAUGCGACAGGAUGUGAAGCGCGAGAUGGCUGCCGCCGCUGCGGAAGAAGCCAUUCGCAACCCCCCUCCGCCUGAGCCUACCCCUAUCGAAAAGGCCACUAAAUCAGCUGACAGCGCUCUUAAACUCCACUUGAGCGCUCUCGAGUACUCCCAGACUGUUGAUAAGGGCAUACCAUUCAAGAAGUGGAAGGAUACUGCGGACAAGAAGCUCACUCGUGCACACAAGUACUACAUGGUCAAGCGUCAGAACUUGAUCGAUCUUUACGGUGAUGCUGGACUGCCGGCCGACGUAGCUGACUUGUAUCCAUCGCUUGACUGA
Messenger RNA from Cercospora beticola, 2598 nucleotides. RefSeq lists its product as uncharacterized. NCBI's taxonomy places the organism in Eukaryota, Fungi, Ascomycota, Dothideomycetes, Mycosphaerellales, Mycosphaerellaceae. The record is from RefSeq and is a predicted model, not a curated record.